Molecule: messenger RNA, 2732 nt
Organism: Tupaia belangeri chinensis (Chinese tree shrew)
Lineage: Eukaryota; Metazoa; Chordata; Mammalia; Scandentia; Tupaiidae
Gene: FIRRM
Product: FIGNL1 interacting regulator of recombination and mitosis
Exons: 25
Coding region: 65-2704 (879 amino acids)
Source: RefSeq, a predicted model, not a curated record
CCGCCGCGAGCUGCCGUCCGUCCUGCCGCGGCUCCUCUCUGUGUGUCAACAUUCUGACAGUUGGAUGGAGCACAUAGAAAUGCUGAAAGUUAUUGUGGAAAUGUUUUUACCACAUAUGAACCAUCUUACAGUGGAACAGACUUUCUUUUCACAGAUGUUACCAAAGACAGUGAAAUUAUUUGAUGACAUGAUGUUUGAAUUAACCAGUCAAGCCAGAGAACUAUCAAGUCAAAAUUUAGAAAUCCAGAAUAUCCUAAGAAAUAUUUUACAGACCAUGGUCCAGGUCUUAGGAGCUCUUACAGGAUGUGUUCAGCAUGUAUGUGCCACACAGGAGUCCAUCCUUCUGGAAAAUAUUCACAGUCUUCCCUCCUCAGUUCUCCAUAUAAUCAAAAGUACAUUUGUACAUUGUAAGAACAGUGAAUCUGUGUAUUCUGGACGUUUACACCUAGUUUCGGACCUUCUCCAGGCUCUCUUCAAGGAAGCCUAUUCUCUCCAGAAGCAGCUAAUGGAACUCUUGGACAUGGUUUGCUUGGACCCUCUAGUAGAUGAGAGUGAUGACGUUGUGGGCAUGGUCAUAGUUAUUCAUUCGUUGUUGGAUAUCUGCCGUGUUAUUUCCAGUAUGGACCAUGCAUUUCAUGCCAAUACAUGGAAGUGUGUAAUUAAACAGAGCCUUAAGCACCAGUCGGUUAUAAAGAACCAGUUGAAACACAAAGAUAUCAUUACUAGUCUGUGUGAAGACAUCCUUUUCUCCUUCCAUUCUUGUUUACAGCUAGCCGAGCAAAUGACACAGUCUGAAGCACAGGAUGAUGCUGACUACAGAUUAUUUCAGAAAACGCUCAAAUUGUGUCGUUUCUUUGCCAACUCCCUUUUGCACUACACUAAGGAAUUUCUUCCUUUCCUUUCUGAAUCUUGCAGUACUUUGCACCAGCUUUAUCUUCAGGUAUACAGCAAGUUCCCUCCAAGCCUGUAUGCUGCCACCUUUUCUAAAGUGUAUCAGGAGGAAAUGACAGGCACUUUCUUCGUGGCUCUGGAUCCCCUCGUCGGUCAGCUGCUCACAUUCCAGCCUUUCGUGCAGGCAGUCUUGGACAGUAAACCAGAUCUGCCCUGUGAGCUCCAGCUCCCACAGUGUCUCCUCCUGCUGGCUGUUAUGGACCAGCUACCUUCUCAGCCAGAGGCGGUACAGGCCCUGUGGUGCACAGAGGACCGGAACGCAGGCUCUCCCGCCAGGGUGUCUCUGCUCAAGGCCAUUUUCUGCAGCUUCGAACAUUGUUCUGGUGAACUCUCCCUCCCAGUGCACAUGCAGGCAGUGCAGGGUGCAGGGCAGGCCCUGGGGGCUGUCACCUUGUACCAGCACGUCUGUGUCCACCUGUGUGCCUUCAUUGCCUCCCUUCACCCCUCACUGUUUCCUGAGCUGGAUGUGGCUCUGUUGGAUGCGGUGCUGAGUACUAACAUGAUCACGUCUUUGUUAGCUAUGGAUGCGUGGUGCUUCCUUGCUCGAUACGGGACUGCCGACCUCUGUGCGCAGCAUGUCACCGUGGUGGCCCACCUGAUAAAGUCUUGCCCUGGAGAGUGCCAGCAGCUCUCCAGCCUGUCCAUGCUGUUGAAGCGUCUCUUCUUCUUCAUGGUCCCGGCCCAGCAGGUGGAAUUUAUCCAGAAAUUUUCUCCAAAAGAAGCAGAAAAUCUGGCUCUGUGGCAGCAUAUCUCCUUGCAGGCGUUCCCUGCUGAGCUGAGGAGACGGGCUGCAGACGAGGUGGCCCACGCAGGCACAGCUCAGUGCAGGAAGUGGAAGUGCCUCAGCGGCGGCCACUCUCUGGGGGAGCUCCAGUCCCUGAACACAGGGCUUUCUGCCUUGCUCGCUGUGUGUCAUUCUGCUGGUGACGUGCUGGAUGGUGGGCAACACACUGCAAUUGUGGAAGUCGGGAGUCAGCUCUGGGCUUUUUUAAACAUUAAACAGGUAGCAAACCAGCCUUCUGUUCAGCAGACAUUCAGCCUUUUACUUCCACUGUUGGGAUUCUUCAUUCAAACUCUAGAUCUUCAGCUGGUAAAUCAGGUUGUAACCCUGCAGGCCUCACUGCUUGAAUUAGAACCCCCCGACCACGUCCGCUUGGCAGUGCUGGAUUUCCUGUCUUCUCUGGGGAAGCUUUUCAUACCUCAGGCUGUCCAGGACAGAAUGCUGCCCAGCCUGGCGCGUGUCCUCGCCUCACUGUUGACUGACAGGACGUGGCUGCUAGAACAACAUGCCUUGGAGGCAUUCACUGAGUUUGCAGAGGGAACAAAUCAUGAAGAGAUAGUUCCACAGUGUCUCAGUUCUGAAGAAACUAAGAACAAAGUUGUAUCCUUCCUGGAAAAGACAGGAUUUGUUGAUGAAACUGAAGCUGCCAAAGUGGAACGUGUGAAACAGGAAAAAGGUAUUUUCUGGGGACGUUUUGCUGAAGAGACUGCAGACAAAGCAAAGAGUUCAUGCUCUCAGCCUUAUGCAAAAAGAGCCCGUCAGGAGUUUCCCUUGGAAGAGGAAUACCGGGUAGCACUGCAGGCCGCCGCAAGGGCCCUGGAGGCAGCUGAGUCCUUGCUGCGAAAGGCACCUGCUCCCACCUGGCUUCCAAAAGAGCUGGAGGAUCUGCAAGGAAGGGUUGAGAAGCUCAGGCACUGCCUGCUUGGUGACGAGACCUGUGUGGACCAGGCUAAGCGGGUCGAUGUUUUGUAAAUGAAGACACUGAUAAGAUCAUGGCUGU